Rhizopus microsporus ATCC 52813 is the source of this 537-nucleotide messenger RNA. RefSeq lists its product as uncharacterized. The coding region runs from base 1 to 537 and encodes 178 amino acids. NCBI's taxonomy places the organism in Eukaryota, Fungi, Mucoromycota, Mucoromycetes, Mucorales, Rhizopodaceae. The transcript is spliced from 2 exons. The record is from RefSeq and is a predicted model, not a curated record.
AUGUCUGGUGUUAUGGAUAUUAAACAUUUAUUAUGCCAACCUUGUGAACCAUAUUCAUCAAAAUCCAAUUAUUUCGAUUUGGACAUCUACCGACCGGUUCCUGUGUACACUGAAGAUCUUGAACUCUAUCAACCUUCUCAAUCGAUCAGCAGUACGAGUAGCAGUCUCUGUAGCUCACCCUCUGAACCAUCUCCUUCUUCUUUUCAUAAACGUGUAAACGGUGAAGCUUAUUACCGUUAUGUCAAAGACGACAGUUUCCUACUUCAAUCCCCUCCUUCUCCUCAACGUAGGUCAACAUCCACAACUUACAUUCAAACCAGAACACCAUGGACCCCUGAGGAGGAUAGCCUCUUACAGCAAGGGUAUGAGCAAGGUCUGUCCUGGGCCAUGAUCUCUGCCACGUACUUGCCUCACCGAUCUCGAGGCUGUUGCUGGGGACGAUUUAAAACUCUACAAAGUAAAAAUGUCAUUGAAGUACAUAAUCACAGAAUAUGUCGAAGGCCUUGGAAAGUGACAACUACAUCAAAAUGUCAUUAG